Messenger RNA from Paramecium sonneborni, 626 nucleotides. The record is from the annotation of a GenBank genome assembly. Lineage: Eukaryota; Ciliophora; Oligohymenophorea; Peniculida; Parameciidae.
UAGAAAUGUGCUAAAUAAUUUCAGUCUCAAAUAAUGAUGAUGAUGUUGAAAUUCUUGAUUAUCAACAUAAUUUAAAAUAUUGCUCAAUUUAAAUAAAGAAUUAAGCCGGAUACAUUUUGUGGGAUUAAUAAGUUUAAUACUUUUAGAAUUGCCCAUUUUAAGAAAAGUUUGAAUUUGGGUUAAAACCACAAAAAAUAAAUGUAUUAUAAAAAGGAAGAUCAUAAUAAUCUGAACUGAUAAUUAAUGACAAUAAAGUAAUUUUAAAAAACAAAGAUAAAGAUUUGAUUUUUUAUUAAUUAUUUGAAAGGUAACAAGUAAGAAUGGAGAAUGUUUAAAGAAUAAAUUAAUAUAUUGUUCAUUAUGAUAAUAAUAAUAAAAAUAUACAAUUUUCAGAUGGUAUGAAUAAAAUUCAAUCAAUUUAACUAACUGAAAGUAGAUAAAUUUUAAUGAUAAAUGGAGUUAAUUUAGGAACUGCUUUUCAAUAAUCUGAUGGUAGUAUAUGUUAUUAAGGAAAUAAUUAAUGUGUUUAUUGUAUAAUAAAGUAAAAUGAAGAACUCGAACUUAAGAAUUUUUAAAAUUUUUAAAUCGGAAUUAAUCAACUCUGUAUAGAAUACUAAUUUUAUUGA